Molecule: messenger RNA, 985 nt
Organism: Austrofundulus limnaeus
Lineage: Eukaryota; Metazoa; Chordata; Actinopteri; Cyprinodontiformes; Rivulidae
Product: Y' element ATP-dependent helicase YJL225C
Source: RefSeq, a predicted model, not a curated record
CUACCACAAGAGCAACUACAGCAAACACAAUCAUUACAGUUUUUACCGGUCCUACCACAACUGCUAUAAUAACAACACCUCAACCCCCUUUUCAAAACUAUACUGUUGCAGCUGUUAUUGUAGAACCAUUUGUUGAUCAACUCAAUGAUCGUAACAGCAAACCUUUCAAAGAUCUUGCCAAAAGAGUGUGUGCCACGUAUGAUGCCAUCUACCGUCCAAAAUACCCUCAAACCUACAUGGGUUGUUAUGUCCUUGCAUUUAGUCAAGUCAUACUACGUUUGAAUGGUACUGAAGCAAAUGUGACCAUAGCGUUUAAUCAAACCACACCAGCCGUCCAAAUCCCAGCAGCUGCAGAAGUUCAACAAACCUUAGUAGAUGCUGUGACUAAUACCAAUGCCACCUACAAUGUUACAUUCCAACCUAACAUCAUCAAAGUAGAAGUUGCAUCUGUAACAACUGAAGCCCCUACCUCAAAUGCUACAGUUUCUGGAAAUACAACUACAACAACCACACCUAACAGUGCAGCAAAUUCAACAUUAGGUGUUACAGCUAUGACACCUGAAAGUGCAACCACUAAUGCUGCCAAUGUUACUACUAAUGCAAUCAGUCAAGCAACCAAUGCUUCGACCACAGCUUCAUCUGCCACAAAUACAGCAACCAAUGCUUCACCCACAUCUUCAUCUGCUACAAAUACAGCAACCAACGCUUCAAUCACAGCUUCAUCUGCAACAAAUGUAGUUCCCACUGCAGUAACAACCAAACCAGGUGCAACAGCAACAACCACCACCACUACAACAACUACUGCUGAGGCAAUAACAAUAAGGCAACUGAGGUUUAGGUCUGCUGGAGAGACGUACUCAACUGAUUUGGGGAGUCCAUCAUCUACAGCAUUCAUAAAUCGAGCUGCGCUUAUAAAGUCAGAGCUCGAGCCAUACUACCGACGACCAUUUACUACAUUCCGCUCUUUGAAUGUGAUUUCAUUCAG